Messenger RNA from Meloidogyne enterolobii, 615 nucleotides. NCBI's taxonomy places the organism in Eukaryota, Metazoa, Nematoda, Chromadorea, Rhabditida, Meloidogynidae. The record is from the annotation of a GenBank genome assembly.
AUGGGUGGAUUUGAUUGUUGUAAAAUGGUACAACCAUGGUUGGCAACACCCAGAGGAGGUAUUUGUUGGCCUUUUGUAGGAAAUCUCUCUUCAAUUUCUCGUAAUUCCUUCCUUUCUUCUUCUCUAUCUGUCCAUCCUGGAAUUGAUAUAUUCCUUGUACCAGCAGAACUACAGAAUCGGUUAUUGGUAGCAAUAAUGCAUGGAGAGGCACAUCCAUUAAAUGAUAAAAAAUCGCUGAGGAUGGAUAUUAGAAGAGAGAAUCGUGUUUUCGAUCAUUACUCAACAAUAUCUUCAUGCCGUUCUACAGAUAAUUAUGCAAUUAAUUCAGAGAAACUUGUUCCGGAAGCUAGUGCUGGUUUUCUCUGUAUGUUAGAGACUGCUGUGGAAACGUGUUCAUGUGUUCCAAUGUUAUUAGUUCUUUGGACACUUCAAAAUGACUUGAAUAGUUAUUUCCUUCGUCGUUUUAAUGCAUCCACGAUUUGUACAGUAGGCGAAUUUGAACGUUGUGUUCGUCCAUUUAUUGAAUUUGAUUAUUAUGGAAGUGAAUAUAAUCAACUACCAACUAAUAAUGCAUUCUCAACAAUUAAUAAAGCUAUUAAUAAAUGCAAAAAGUAA